Messenger RNA from Suillus clintonianus, 1101 nucleotides. RefSeq lists its product as uncharacterized. The record is from RefSeq and is a predicted model, not a curated record. Gene Ontology annotation, biological process: regulation of DNA-templated transcription. The transcript has 8 exons. Bases 1 to 1101 code for a protein of 366 amino acids. Gene Ontology annotation, molecular function: zinc ion binding; DNA-binding transcription factor activity, RNA polymerase II-specific. Lineage: Eukaryota; Fungi; Basidiomycota; Agaricomycetes; Boletales; Suillaceae.
AUGGACGGUUUUCAAUUCAUUAUCGAGUCCCCCCAGGAGACACAAGGUCACAAGAAACGCCCGCGUCUUGUGACUUCUUGCGAUAACUGCCGCCUCAAAAAAAUAAAGUGUCUCCAAUCAUCCCCCGAGACACAAUGCGAGGCAUGCAAGGCAGCAAAAAUUCCAUGCAAGUUUCGUGAUCGCGAACGAUAUUUUGCUGAGCGCAGUCGAGCUAUUGCGGGCCCCAGUUCGGCGCCACCCUACACUGGAUCAUCGAAUAGAGCACCCACCGUCGUCCCAGAGUCUUCGGAGCGUUCCAAUUCGGGUGGCUCAAACGAAUACGCCACCGCGCCAUCCACACCGUACUCGCCACCAUCCCAAGGCUAUGCCAACUCCACCAUGUCCCGUUCUCCGUCCUACUCGCCACCAGGGACAGCAUCCACCGACCAUGCCCGCUAUCAAUCCUAUCCAGAUCAUUCCAGGCUUUCCACAACUCAUAGACAUACCGCUUCUGCCGAAGAUCACGGUCGUCGAUACGGAACUCCCGGUCCAGGUCAGGCAUUGGGUCGUCCUCAUCUCACAUCGGGCAGUUACCGGCCAACUCAAGUCUUCGACCCAAUGCACCCUCAAAUGCCACAACGCAGCUGGAUGCCCCAUUUCAUCCAGAUAUUCAUCAGUCAGCUUGGCAGCCAAUGCGCAUUCAUGACUUACGACGACCUAUAUGAAAAGUUCCGACAUCAGACUCUAUCCCCAUUACUCUCCAACUGUAUUGCAGCUCUAGGCGCAAGGUUCUCUGACAUACCGGAUGUUGUCGCGCGUGGUCCGCACAACGUUGCAGAUAUUUUCUGUGAGAACGCCAAGGAGAUGCUGUCCGCGGCGCUUAAUCAACCGUCCCUCGACGUUCUUCACGCUGUCAUCACCCUGGCAUGGACAGAAUACAAAACUGGCCGUCUUCUUGGAUUCCGACAAUACGGUGAUCUUGCCAUGAGAACCGCAAUGGCUAUAGGAUUGUCUGAAGAAUCUACCAGGCAGAUGAGCCCUUACGACAGCUACCAAAAUCGUCUUCGUCUGACAUGGCAAAGUGUCUCCCAACUGUACGCCUCAUCAGCAUUGUCGGGAUAA